AUGUGUCACAGCACAGAGUUGCAGAGGAUGCACAAGCUGUGGGUGUGGCAGGAGCUUUAUACCAGUUGUGAUAAGAAAAAUAUCUCUCAGACCAAGAAGGUUGCCCUCAUCACUGGCAAGGCUAAGUCUCAGGUUACUACUGAGGAUGUUCCUGCUGAACUCCUGGAGAAGACAGAGAAGAAGUCUGAGGAGAAGGGAUCCAUGGCUGCUGUCUCUGAAAGUAUUUCCCUGGCCUUACUGCCUCCUGAAGCCAUACAGCUUGUGGCAACUGGACACAUCACUGAUGUCCGUGCUGAAAAAGCUCUGGUGAAGGCUGAAGCCAAGGAGCUGGUGAUGGACAGCCUGAAGACUGCAGCUUCCAAAGUUGUGGAGGACCUCAUAGCAGCAGCCAAUGAAAUGGUUGGCAUGGAUACUCCCCUGGAUACUGAGAUCUCUCAGACCAAGAAGGUUGCCUUGAUCACUGGCAAGGCUAAGUCUCAGGUUACUACUGACGAUGUUUCUGAUGAACUCCUGGAGAAGACAGAGAAGAAGUCUGAGGAGAAGGCAUCCCUGGCUGCUGUCUCCAAAAGUCUUUCCCUGGCCUUACUGCCUCCUGAAGCCAUACAGCUUGUGGCAACUGGACACAUUGCUGAUGUCCGUGCUGAAAAAGCCUUCAUGAAGGCUGAAGCCAAGGAGCUGGUGAUGGACAGCCUGAAGACUGCAGCUUCCAAAGUUGUGGAGGACCUCAUAGCAGCUGCAGUAGAGAUGGUUCACAUGACCACUCCCCUGGAUACCCAGACCUCUCAGACCCGGAAGGUGGCCCUCAUCAAUGGGAAGUCUGAAAUUGCUGCCGAGGAUGAACUCCUGGACAAGGUUGUGAAAGAGUCUGAGAAGAGGAGAUCCCUGGCCCUGAUCUCUGUCUCUGACUGCCCUCUCUUGACCACACAGCUUCCUCAGGUAUGA
This is a messenger RNA of Osmerus eperlanus (European smelt), 942 nucleotides long. RefSeq lists its product as uncharacterized. NCBI's taxonomy places the organism in Eukaryota, Metazoa, Chordata, Actinopteri, Osmeriformes, Osmeridae. The coding region runs from base 1 to 942 and encodes 313 amino acids. The transcript has 5 exons. The record is from RefSeq and is a predicted model, not a curated record.